This is a messenger RNA of Brenthis ino (lesser marbled fritillary), 1329 nucleotides long. The record is from the annotation of a GenBank genome assembly. Lineage: Eukaryota; Metazoa; Arthropoda; Insecta; Lepidoptera; Nymphalidae.
AUGAGUGCGUGGACAGAGGAAGUGUUGUCUUGGCGCGACGAAAGACUCGGUAUCACCGAGCUGCCGAGUACCACGAGGCGGAAAAAUCGGAGUGCGCCGUAUAGGCUGCAUAGACCUCACUUAGCCACGGCUCACGUGCCUGAGCCGGUGCCGGAGCCACAAGGAACUCAUAUAUCAAGAUUGUAUCCGGAAUUGCUAGCUUUGAUUUUUGAAAGACUGCCAGUUCGGGAUAGAGGAAGGGCGGCGCAAGUUUGCCGCGCUUGGAGAGAUGCGGCAGAUCGGAGAUCUGUUUGGCGUGGAGUGGAAGCAGCCUUGCAUCUUAGAAGGCCAGCCCCCGUGUUAUUUGCCUCGUUAGCAAGACGCGGAGUCCGAAAGCUACAGGUUUUAUCCCUAAGACGGGGUUUGCGAGACGCGGUCGCCGCGUUACCCGGAUUAGAAUCUCUCUCCUUAAGUGGAUGUUACAGUGUGACGGACUCCGCUUUAGCCAGUGCAUUUGCAACUGAAUUGCCGGCGCUCCGACGGCUUGAUCUCUCACUAUGUAAACAGGUGACAGACUCUUCCCUAGGUAGAAUAGCUCAGUCGCUUAAAAAUUUAGAAGAAUUAGAAUUAGGUGGAUGUUGUAAUGUAACAGACACUGGACUUUUAUUAAUCGCUUGGGGAUUGAGAAAGUUACGCCGCUUAAAUUUACGAUCGUGCUGGCACGUUAACGAUGAUGGCAUAGCACAUCUAUGCGGAGGAGGCGAAGCGAGAGGUACCCCAGAGCUAGAGCAUCUGGGUUUACAAGACUGCCAAAGAUUGACGGACGAGGCUUUAAAGCAUGCUGCCACUGGUCUUCCUAAACUUAAGUCUAUUAAUCUUUCCUUCUGUGUUGCGGUUACCGAUGCCGGACUAAGACACCUUGCAAGGCUUCCACAUUUAGAAGAUGUCAAUUUGAGGGCAUGCGACGGAGUUUCAGACGCUGGCGUCGCUCACUUAGCAGAAAGUGGGCGCUUGAGAGCUUUAGAUGUUUCAUUUUGUGAUAAAGUUGGAGAUGAGGCAUUAUCACACGCCACAUUAGGACUAUCGGGACUACGUUCCUUAUCUCUGAGCGCAUGCCGACUUACUGAUGAGGGCUUAGAGAGGGUAGCCAGGCUAUCGCAGCUCGAAACACUCAAUAUAGGUCAGUGCACGCGGGUCACUGAUAGGGGUCUUCGAGCGCUAGGCGAAGGCCUAAGGAAUUUGAAGGCGAUAGACUUGUAUGGAUGUACCUGCAUCACUCCCCAAGGCUUGGACCAUAUCGUGAAGUUGCCGCGGCUAAGUGUGCUUAACCUCGGUCUGUGGCAUGUGCGG